Messenger RNA from Eruca vesicaria subsp. sativa (arugula), 2040 nucleotides. NCBI's taxonomy places the organism in Eukaryota, Viridiplantae, Streptophyta, Magnoliopsida, Brassicales, Brassicaceae. The record is from the annotation of a GenBank genome assembly.
AUGAUUGUCAAUUUCUCCAUCUUCAUCCUCUCCCUCUCUAUCUUCACCUCCUCAGCAAACGCCGAGGCGACCCUUUCCGUUUCCCCCACAACUCUAAAACGAUCCGGCGACAUCGUCAACAUCGAAUGGUCCAACAUCGACUCACCUUCCGAUCUCGACUGGCUAGGCAUCUACUCACCUCCAAACUCUUCCCACGACCACUUCAUCGGUUACAAAUUCCUCAACGUCUCAGCCACGUGGAAAGACGGUUUCGGAUCGAUCACCCUCCCUCUCACCAACCUCCGAUCAGACUACACAUUCCGUAUCUUCCGCUGGACGCAAUCCGAGAUCGACACCAAACACACGGAUCACGAUCAGAAUCCUUUGCCCGGAACUAAACAUCUUUUGGCUGGAUCGGAGAAUGUGACUUUCGGAAACUCCGUGGAUAAGGCGGAGCAGAUCCAUUUGGCGUUUGAGAAUAAGCCUAAUAGGAUGCAGGUUACGUUUGUGGCUGGGGAUGGGGAAGAACGGUUUGUGAGAUACGGACAGGCGAAGGAUAUGUUGGGAAAUUCCGCGGCGGCGCGGGGGAUUAGGUAUGAUAGAGAGCAGAUGUGCAAUGCUCCGGCUAAUACCACCGUUGGAUGGAGAGAUCCUGGGUGGAUUUUUCAUACUGUUAUGAAGAAUUUGAACCCGGCUGUUAGGAAUUACUAUCAGAUUGGGAGUGAAGCAAAGGGAUGGAGUGAGAUCUACAGCUUCAUAUCUAGAGAUAUGUACGCACAAGAAACCAGAGCUUUCAUAUUCGGAGACAUGGGUUGCGCUACACCUUACAAUACCUUUAUCCGCACGCAAGAAGAGAGUAAAUCAACCGUGAAGUGGAUCCUACGUGACAUUGAAGCUCUUGGUGACAAGCCAUCUUUCGUUUCACACAUUGGAGAUAUAAGCUACGCUCGUGGCUACUCGUGGGUGUGGGAUGAGUUCUUUGCUCAGAUCGAGCCUAUUGCCUCCAAAGUCCCUUACCACGUCUGCAUUGGUAACCAUGAGUAUGAUUUCCCCGCUCAGCCGUGGAAGCCUGAUUGGGCAGCUUCUAUUUAUGGAAACGAUGGUGGUGGUGAGUGUGGUGUGCCGUAUAGUUUGAAGUUUAACAUGCCUGGGAACUCAUCGGAAUCAACGGGAACCAAAGCUCCUAUGACAAGGAAUCUUUAUUACUCUUAUGAUGCUGGAUCUGUUCAUUUUCUUUCCAUCUCCACGGAGACGAACUUUCUUGAAGGUGGGACUCAAUACGAGUUCAUAAAACAAGAUCUUGAGUCUGUGAACAGGAACAAGACUCCUUUUGUUGUGGUCCAAGGGCAUAGACCGAUGUACACUACUAGCAACGAGGUUAGAGACACGACGAUAAGACAAAAGAUGUUGGAGCAUUUGGAACCGCUCUUUGUGAAGAACGAGGUGACGCUUGCUAUGUGGGGACAUGUUCAUAGAUACGAAAGGUUUUGUCCGAUAAGCAACAACACUUGUGGGAAACAGUGGAAAGGGAGUCCGGUUCAUCUUGUGGUCGGUAUGGGUGGUCAAGAUUGGCAAGCGAAUUGGGCGGUUAGACCGAACCAUCCGGAUCUUCCUAUAUUCCCUCAGCCUGAGGAAUCAAUGUACCGUACGGGUGAGUUUGGGUACGCUCGUCUAGUUGCUAACAAACAUAAGCUCACUGUUUCUUUUGUGGGUAACCACGAUGGAGAAGUUCACGAUACGGUUGAGAUGUUAGCAUCUGGUGAAGUAAUCAGUGGGAGCAAAGAUGGUACUAAAACCUCAAAUAGUGCAGUAGCUCCUGCACCAGCUUGGGAUGUAAACAGUGGGAGUAAAGACAAUAGUGAAAGUCCAAACGUUCAGACCGUUCCUACAUCUGCAACACUUGUGGGGAAAUCUGAAUCUGAUGGCUCAUGGGUUGUCAAAGGAGUAGGUUUGAUGGUUAUGGGUCUGGUUUUAGGGUUCGUUGCCGGGUAUUUUACAGGGAUGAAGAAAGGAUCGUCAUCUCGUAGCCGUUGGAUCCCAGUGAAGAGUGAGGAGAUAUGA